This is a messenger RNA of Striga asiatica, 612 nucleotides long. Lineage: Eukaryota; Viridiplantae; Streptophyta; Magnoliopsida; Lamiales; Orobanchaceae. The record is from the annotation of a GenBank genome assembly.
AUGGAGGAAACGUUGACGUUCGUAUUCGAGAAGCUGAAGGCCACCGUGAAAAUCUCCGGCGGCGAGGCGCAAGCCUGGUUCAGCCGGACUAUCCAGCCGGAAAGCAUCAGCCACUGGAACCUCGCCCUUCGAAACUCCGGCACCGCGGCGGCGGCCUGGUUAGACCGGAUCUGCCCGCCGGAGACGAGGUCUAGCGUGCUGCUCGCCGUGAAAAGCUCCGGCACGGCGGCGACGGCCUGGCUAGACCACAUCCUCCCACCGGAGACGAGGGCUCGCUGGCUGCUUGCCGCGAAAAGCUCCGGAACGGCGGCGGCGACCUGUUUUCAAUCUGGCAAUGCCAUCCGAUGUCGGUUUUUCCCGGGCGAAAACUUGAAAAACCUCUUCCCUCGCCUUUUCUUGCCAUUCCGUAAAGGUAACCCAACACAACAAGCUAGUUGUCGUUUCGUGACCGGCAACAUAGAAUACCUUGCACUCGUCGACUAUAUCAUCGACCGAGAUUCUGCUUUCGGGAUCACGGUCAUUGUGAACUCUUACAAGCGAUCCAAGAAAAUCGUGACCAAAAUUGUCAGCUUGCGCUCUCCUCACACUCUCUUCCCUUUUCCUAACGAGUGA